This is a messenger RNA of Hordeum vulgare subsp. vulgare (domesticated barley), 1721 nucleotides long. RefSeq names its product ethylene-responsive transcription factor CRF1-like. The record is from RefSeq and is a predicted model, not a curated record. Bases 339 to 1400 code for a protein of 353 amino acids. Lineage: Eukaryota; Viridiplantae; Streptophyta; Magnoliopsida; Poales; Poaceae. Gene Ontology annotation, molecular function: DNA binding; DNA-binding transcription factor activity. Gene Ontology annotation, biological process: regulation of DNA-templated transcription. The transcript has a single exon.
AUCAAACCAACAGGACGCCGCACGCACCCAUCGAGAGCAGCAACUCCAUUCCCUUCCCCCUUCCUUCUUCAUCACCCUCCCCCUCCCCCUCUCCGCCCCCAAAAAAUCUCAACGAAACCCCGUCGCAUCCCCUCCUCAUCCCAGGCCAAAAGCCCUCUGCUUUUCGCCUCCCUCUCUCCUCCCCUCCUCCGGGCCGGGGGUUCGCCGGCGGUGGUGCCUUUGCACUUCCUGCCUCGGGUUUUAGGGGGAUUCUUGUGGGGUUUUAGGUAGGCCGUGUCUGGGGCGCAGGCAAAUGCGAGUGGAGUUUUAGGGAGAGUUUUUGUUUCUUCCUUUCCUCGAUGUGGCCCAUGGAGGAGGAGUUCUUCAUGGCGGUGAAGAGGACCGAGCACGUCGAGGUGACGUCCCGGUCGCUGGCGGCGUCGGCCACGGGGAUGGAGGGGUUUGGUGGCGGCGUCGAGCAGCCCAAGAUGGUGCGGGUCUUCUGCGAUGACUUCGACGCCACCGAUUCCUCGAGCGAUGAGGAGGACGGCGAGCGCCGCCGCGUCAAGCGCUACGUCCAGGAGAUCCGUCUGCAGCCCGCUGUCCAGGUUAAGGUGGAGGAGUCGGCGCCGGUCGCCAAGGCCGCGUCGGCGACCGCGACGGCGACGAGGCCGAGGGUCAUGGUUCCCGUCAGGAAGAGGAAGGCCGAGGCCGGCGGCGAGCGGCGGUUCCGCGGCGUGCGGCGCCGUCCGUGGGGCAAGUACGCGGCGGAGAUCCGCGACCCGUGGCGACGCGUCCGGGUGUGGCUCGGCACCUUCGACACCGCCGAGGAGGCCGCCAAGGUCUACGACUCUGCCGCCAUCAAGCUGCGCGGCCCCGACGCCACCGUCAACUUCCAGCAGUCCGAGGACGGCGAGGACAUGGAGGUCCCGGCGGAGGUCGCCGAGCGCCUUCCACAGCCACCGGCGGGUUCCAAGAACUCCUCCACCUCGGCCACCUCGUACGACUCGUGCGAGGAGUCCCACGUCGCCGCGGCGUCCCCGACCUCCGUCCUCCGCUCCUUCCCUCAGUCCACCUUGCCCGCCGCAGUGGACGGCGACACCGCCAAGAAGCCGUCGUCGUCUUCCAGCACCGCCGAGACCGACGAGUCGAGCGGCGUCUUCGGCUGCUCGUUCUCCGGCGACGACUUCGCGGGCGAGCUGGCGCCGCUCUACAGCGACUUCGACCUCCUCUCCGACUUCGCGGAGCCGCCGAUGGACUUCCUGUCCAACCUCCCGGAGCCGGCCUUCGCGUUCACCAGCGACUGCUCGUCGUCGGCCUUCCAGCCUUGCCCGCCGUCUCCGGCGGCGUUGCAGCAGGCGGACGAGUUCUUCCAAGACAUCACCGACCUGUUCCAAAUCGAUCCCCUCCCCGUCAUCUAGCGGAACAAGUGUAAAACACCGGAUUAGGCGCCUAAUUCGGUCAAUUUUGUUUGCAUUCGUUCGUUUUUCUUUUCUUUUUUGGCUUUUCUUUUCUAGAGAGAGGAGAGAGAGAGAGAGAGAAAGAGAGUAUGGUUUUAUGAUUCGCCUGUGUAGCUGCCUGCCGCCAAACAAUCCCCGGCAGAGGGAAGCCUCGCCGGGGUUUAGACGAGAGUCUGAAAGAAUGAGAUGGCUGUCAUUAGUCCCUUCAUCGCUGGUUUUGUAACCAGCUCUGGAGCCAAGUUAUCAGUAAUUAGCAACAGUAUCAUCGAGUUAUGAGUUGAA